Salvelinus sp. IW2-2015 is the source of this 1001-nucleotide messenger RNA. Lineage: Eukaryota; Metazoa; Chordata; Actinopteri; Salmoniformes; Salmonidae. The record is from RefSeq and is a predicted model, not a curated record.
UACGCGAUGGCCGCUCGUUUAACAUUAUUUUGUUUUAGGACAUAAACAAAUAGUUCGUGAAAUAUUACGCUUUGUAUGGUAACUACACAGCACCGGGAAAGUAUCGACAUUGUUAGAACUGAGCUAUUGUGCCCACUGGCAAAAACGGAGUUAUCUUUUCAGUUUGAUACUCAGUGUUUUUCCCCGUUCGUCCUAGGCCUAGGUUCACUUGAGCGGCGGGUUGGUAGUUUCGGAUGAAACGGGCAAUCGGUUUGAAAGAGGCAGGUUCGGUUAGGCGAGUGAAUGACGAUUAGCAAGCUAACUUAGGUCGAUCUUUGCAUCGUUGUACAGAAAUAAUAUUUUGAAUAACCACUUUUAAAUUUAUGAAACUUAACUAGCUAGUUGGGAUUUGAAUAGCUAGCUAGGUAACAAGCUAACUUGUUAAAUGAAACUGAGUAUGGUAGCAGCUAACGCUAGCUACACAUGCUAAUCUAGUUUAGAUAUAGCUAGUUAGUUAAGGUGAUCCGAAGUAUAUAACUAACGUUACAAUAAGCUACCGUAGUUAUCUAAAUCAUAACUAGCGGGUUGAAAAUAGUGGAAUCCUAUCAAAACACAGCUAGCUAGCGUGUGACGUUGUCAUUGUUUUGACAGCAGCACCAGGCUGGAGCGAGUUUACAGUAUGCCAGAGUUAUAGCAUGGAUCCAGACAGUGAGCCGGAUACACAACGAGCUCUCAGUUUGCAAUGGAAGAGCUAUAAGCUCGUCCAAGACCCAGCCAUCCGGAGGGUUAACAACAAAAUAUACCGAUAUGAUGGGGUGCAUUUCAGUGUGCCGGACUCGGGGUUCCCCCCAGUGGGAGAUUUGCGGGACCCUCGACCUCGUAGAAUCUGGUCCAGGCACACAGAGAUGGCCCUGCCAGUGCCCAAGUUCAAACUGGAUGAGUUCUACGUGGGCCCCAUUCCCCUCAAGGAGGUGACCUUCGCUCGCCUCAAUGACAACAUCAAGGAACCCUUCCUAAGAUAG